This is a messenger RNA of Effrenium voratum, 1018 nucleotides long. The record is from the annotation of a GenBank genome assembly. Lineage: Eukaryota; Dinophyceae; Suessiales; Symbiodiniaceae.
UGUGGACUUCAAUUGCUUGGCUCGCGUGGAUGGCGAAGCGCCAUGUCUCCUACAAGGAUGCGAACGGCUUUCUGCAGAAAUGCUUCGCCAAGCCCGAGCGCAUGCGGCUGUUGUGCAGCACCAAGGCAGAGCGAGAGGGUGGCGACAGCCUGGCAGUCGCUGUGGAAAUUGCACCUGGAGGGCCUGUCGUGGAGGUGCAGGAGGUGAGCAUGGCAGAUGGCUGGACUGGCUGCCGUUUCUCCCCAUCUUCCCUUUGGCUGGCAUUGAGCAUUGGCCAGAACAGCCUCAAACAGGUGGAGCGGCCUUCAGCCAUUGAGUUUGGCUGUGGCGUGGCCCUGGCGGGCUUAGCUGCGCACGCGGUGGGCUACGACACGACGCUCACCGACUGCUUGCCCGGGCACCUGGCGAACCUUACAGCGCACGCCACCAGGCUCCGGCGCACUCCGUCGCUCGAGGUCUUUUGCCUGGACUGGAUCGCGGACGUGGGGAAGAACGCCUGCGACAUUGACACGGGCAGUCCCGAGAACCUGGCGGCCUUAGAGAACGGCAAGCCGAGCGGGCCGAGUUGGCAGAGCAUACCGCAGGAGAAGCUCAGGAGCUUUGACCUGGCGCUGGCCAGUGAUGUCGUGUAUGAGCCGCACCAUGCCGUCCUUCUGCCUUUGGUCAUCGAGCGUUGGCUGAAGCCAGGAGGGUGGUUGGCUGUGUCCCUUGCGAUCCGUGACGAAGCAAUCUGCUGCCGCUUUCUGGAGCAGCUCGAUGCUUGCGGCCUACUUUCAUACACGGAGCAUCUUCUGAUUGAGACAGCUUGUGUACCCGAGCGACGCUUGGUUCAGUUAUAACAGAGACAUCAAGGGCCCAAUCUGAAUAGCAGCUCAGAGGGGAGCACACUACAAGGAUGUCCCUACUGCGCAUCGCGCGGCCAAUCACUGGACAGCUCCGCCAAGACCCUGGAGGGGCUACGUGCACUCUUCAGAGCUCACGAGGGCGGCGCAGUGCUUCUGCGAAGCAGACGGAGUUG